AAUUGGAUUGCUGGAAUUGGUGCAACAAUUAAGGCAUACUGAGUUCGCCAACAGUCAGUUUGUUAACCUGAGAAAUAAGAUGAACCCAAACCCUUUCCUUACAGUGUACUAAAUGGAUUGCGGAUAUGGAUUGCGGAUGAAAUCACUCUUGGCCAUUCACCCCUGGAUCCUUAUCUGUCUGUAAACAAAGAUUAUUUGAAGCAAAAACUCUUCCCUACCUCCAAGAUGCACCUGAAUAGGUGAGGGGGGGCUUUUUCCCACACAAGGAUAAACAUCACCCGGGGCUUUUUCAAAAGAGCGCGUCUUUCUCUCCGGGUGUGUUCACUCCUUUUUGGCAGAUCUCCCUCCGAUGCAAUUAACCCAGGAAGAAGACUUUGUCACGGGGGACUCAACGCCGACCACCGCCGCUCUCCAGUCCGACGGCAGCGCCGGAUCUCCGGCCAAAAUGUGCAGUGAAUGUUACGUGAACCAGACAUUCGUGAACGAUGAUGGGACCGUGAACGCAAACCACAAACCACGCUCCUCUCGGGCUCCGCUCCAGACCAACGUCAACAGCAGCAGCAGCAGCAGUACUGGGGUCGUCUUAGACAUCUCCACCCUGAAGAUGGAGCAGCAGGAGAGUGAGGUGCCUCCGCUGCCGCCCCGCUUCCGUUUCAGGGACCUGCUGCUCGGGGACCAGAACUUCCAGAAUGAUGACAGGGUGCAGGUAGAGUUUUACGUGAACGAAAACACGUUUAAGGAGCGUCUGAAGCUUUUCUUCAUCAAAAACCAAAGAUCAAGUCUUAGGAUCCGUGUGUUCAACUUCUCCCUGAAGCUGCUCACCUGUCUGCUGUAUAUCAUCAGGGUGGUUACAGACACCCCAACUCACAUCGCAGGGCCACAGAGCGCUCCCAGCGGCAAAUGUUUUGACAGCACAUGGAACGGAUCAGUACAGGACAGAGAGAUUAACUGGGGUUUGAUCUUCUGGGUGGAGAGAAAGCUUCCUGUCUGGGCCAUUCAAGUGAUUGUCGCCAUCAUUAGCUUCCUGGAGACGAUGUUACUGAUGUACCUAAGCUACAAGGGGAACAUUUGGGAGCAGAUUUUCCAGGUGUCUUUUCUUCUGGAGAUGAUCAACACUGUUCCCUUCAUCAUCACGAUUUUUUGGCCCUCAAUAAGGAAUAUCUUUAUCCCCGUGUUUCUCAACUGCUGGCUUGCCAAGUGUGCUCUGGAGAACAUGAUCAAUGACGUCCACAGAGCGAUCCAGAGGACAAACUCGGCCAUGUUCAACCAGGUCCUCAUUCUCAUCUGCACCCUGCUCUGCCUGGUCUUCACAGGCACAUGUGGAAUCCAGCACCUGGAGCGAGCAGGUAAACACCUCUCUCUCUUCAACUCAUUCUACUUCUGCAUCGUCACCUUCUCCACCGUGGGCUUCGGGGACGUCACCCCCCGCAUAUGGCCGUCCCAGCUCCUUGUGGUCAUCAUGAUCUGUGUGGCUCUGGUGGUGCUGCCUCUGCAGUUCGAGGAGCUGAUCUACCUGUGGAUGGAGAGACAGAAGUCUGGAGGGAAUUACAGCCGCCACAGAGCGCAGACAGAAAAACAUGUAGUGCUGUGUGUCAGCGCGCUAAAAAUAGACCUGCUUAUGGAUUUUCUAAAUGAAUUCUAUGCCCAUCCCAGACUGCAGGAUUACUAUGUGGUGAUACUGUGCCCGACUGAGAUGGACCUCCAGGUGCGGAGAGUGCUGCAGAUCCCGCUGUGGUCUCAAAGGGUCAUCUAUCUUCAAGGAUCAGUCCUCAAAGACCAGGACCUGCUGAGAGCAAAAAUGGACGACGCAGAGGCUUGUUUCAUCCUCAGCAGUCGUAAUGAAGUGGAUCGCAUGGCCGCGGACCAUCAAACCAUCCUGAGAGCCUGGGCGGUGAAGGAUUUUGCUCCAAAUUGCCCGCUUUAUGUCCAGAUACUCAAACCUGAAAACAAGUUCCACGUUAAAUUUGCUGAUCAUGUCGUGUGUGAGGAGGAGUUCAAAUACGCCAUGCUGGCUCUCAACUGUGUGUGUCCUGCCACCUCCACCCUCGUCACUCUGCUUGUACACACCUCCCGCGGACGAGAAGGACAACAGUCCCCUGAACAGUGGCAGAGGCAGUACGGAUGUUGCUCCGGCAACGAGGUCUACCACAUCCGAGUGUGUGACAGCAAGUUCUUUGGAGAGUAUAAUGGCAAAAGCUUCACAUACGCCUCCUUUCAUGCUCAUAAGAAGUACGGGGUGUGUCUGAUCGGUAUAAAGAGGGAGGAGAACAAGAGCAUUUUGCUGAACCCCGGCCCGCGCCACAUCAUGGCUGCCACUGACACCUGCUACUACAUCAACAUUACUAAAGAGGAGAACUCAGCCUUCAUCUUCAACCAGGGAGAAGAGAAGGGCCGCACUCUAGCGGGGCUCUUUGAGGGACCCUCACAGCUUCCUGUGCACAGCAUCCUCGCUAGCAUGGGCACUGUGGCUAUCGAUCUCCAGAAUACGAGCCCUCCUGAUGUAUCAGUUGGUAAACUGGUCCCCCCAACGGUGAACGGAACAGGGGGCCGCCGGCCAAGCAUUGCUCCAGUUCAGGAGAUAGCUGAUUCCUCUUCAAUUCUGCCGUGUGACCUCCUCAGUGACCAAUCAGAGGAUGACUCAGUGUUCACAGAUGAGAAAGGACACUCAUCCACAGAGUACGUGAAAGGUUAUCCCCCUAACUCUCCGUACAUUGGAAGCUCGCCCACCCUGUGCCAUCUGUUGGCUGAAAAAGCCCCGUUUUGCUGCCUACGACUGGACCAGGGAUGCAGGCACAACAGUUUUGAGGACGCUAAGGCGUACGGUUUUAAAAACAAGCUCAUCAUCGUGUCGGCUGAGACUGCUGGGAAUGGUCUCUAUAACUUUCUUGUGCCUCUCAGAGCUUAUUACAGACCUCGGAAAGAACUCAACCCCAUUGUUUUACUGCUGGAUAACCCGCCUGAUAAUCACUUUUUAGAGGCCAUCUGCUCUUUCCCUAUGGUCUACUACAUGGCUGGUGCCAUAGACAAUCUGGACAGCCUGCUGCAGUGUGGCAUUAUCUACGCUGAUAAUUUGGUUGUUGUGGAUAAAGAGAGCACAAUGAGUGCCGAGGAGGACUACAUGGCUGAUGCCAAAACUAUUGUGAAUGUACAGACAAUGUUCAGGUUGUUUCCUAGUCUCAGUAUCAUCACAGAGCUUACUCAUCCAUCCAACAUGCGGUUCAUGCAGUUCAGAGCAAAGGACUGCUAUUCACUGGCCCUCUCCAAGCUGGAGAAGAAGGAGCGGGAUAAAGGCUCCAACUUGGCUUUCAUGUUUCGCCUACCAUUCGCAGCAGGCAGAGUGUUCAGCAUUAGCAUGCUGGACACCCUGCUGUAUCAGUCUUUCGUGAAGGACUACAUGAUCCUUAUUGCAAGACUGCUGCUGGGGCUGGACACAACUCCAGGAUCAGGAUACCUCUGUGCUAUGAAAGUAACCGAGGAGGAUCUGUGGAUCAGUACUUACGGCAGGCUUUUCCAGAAACUCUGCUCCUCUAGUGCUGAAAUUCCCAUCGGGAUCUAUCGGACAGAAUCCCACAUUUUCUCAACUUCUGAGUCACAGGUUUCGGUCAGCGUUGACGACUGCGAGGACACCAAGGAAAGUCGAGAUGACUCUCGCAGCAAUGACCCAACAGAUCACCCCCUGCUGAGGAAGAAGAGCAUGCAGUGGGCUCGGCGCCUGAGUAAGAAAAGCGUGAGGUGGCAGGGAGUGAGCCGGGACUCCGGCAGGGACCACGCCCAGCGCAUCGCUCAGCAGCGCCUCAACCUGUACCGCCGCUCUGAGAGGGAGGAGCUGUCUGAGCUGGUCCGAAACCGCAUGAGACAUCUCGGACUGCCCACCUCCGGAUACGGUGAAGACGGACUGAAGGACCUCACUAAUCUGACAGCCUGUGACGUCAUGAACAGAGUCAAUCUGGGAUACCUCCAGGAUGAGCAGAAUGAGCACCAAAACACGCUGUCCUACGUCCUGAUCAACCCUGCCCCUGACACCAGACUGGAGCUCAAUGACAUCGUAUACUUGAUUCGUCCAGACCCUCUGGCUCACGUCCCAGAGGUCCCUCCGGUCCACAGCAGCAGCCUGAAAGAAAGACACGAGUCCAGCGUAGACAUCAGAGAGGACACUGAGCUCUGAUACCAUCCUGACCUUCUCUGGUACUCUUCAUAAUCACCCCUCUUCUACCGUCAGGGGCGUCUGCUUGUGUCCUGCAGGUCCAGUCUGAAAGAGGAUGAUUUUCACUACAAUGUUCCAGCACUGCAGUCCACAGCUGUAUUUAUAUGAGUGCCUACUGCUUGGCAGAUGACAUUUGAUGUCAUCUGUGACAUUUUGAUCCUCUGCCACAGACUGUAUUUUGAAAAGUUUAUUAAUGUCUAUGAAAGCUUUCUUAGACAAAGUUGUGAACAAACUUUAGAUAAAAAUCAUGCGCAUCACACUUUGUUAAGAGUUAGUCUGGAAUACAGUUAUAUUUGAUAGUAUAGUAUAUUUGUCCUGCUCCUUUGAGUGGUGGAUCCCUCAGGAAAAGUCAAAGUUGAAUAUUAGGAUUACAUGUUAAAGUUUGCACAGUUUCAGGGCCCGGGAUUUAUACAUCUCUUGAUUUUCAACAGGAAAAUAUAAAAACUCAAAGCUCUAAUUACCCCGGGCCAUACACUCACCUUUUUGAAUAACCAACACUAUGUGACUUACAUAAAAGAUGUGCAUUAAGGCUUCAGUCUAAAGGUUUAAUUCAUUUUUUGUAGCUGAACUCUAGAAGUAGUUAACCAAUAGUGCAGAGGUAGAACUAGUGAGUGAUGGUAACUUGUAUGUUUGCUGCAUUACAUUUCUUUGUUUAGAUUAGGUUUUUACGCACUAGCCUAGUUCAGCCCUUUAAACAGGCCUUGCCAUGUAUUCUAACUUGUGCCAUAAAGGAUUUAUUUGAUUUUACUAUAUUAGUAGUCAGAAGACCUCAGUUUACUUUCAGCAGCAGCUCGGUGAAAGAAAAUUGCUUGUUGAUUAACAAAUGUGGCAGUUUGAUGAAGGUAGAUAUUUAUAGAAAACUGCACCUUACACAGAGUUACUUUGACUUUGUCUCUUUAACUUCUCACAUAUUUAAAUGUUGAAAAUAUUUGUACUUGGAUUCAAUUUCGUCAUAAUUCGCACAUUAAAGUGCUGUGUUAUGAAAAAAAAAAGCAUGAAGCAACUUCAUUGAGUUGUCAAAUAAUUUCACUGAGGGGGUGUUUCAUGAUUGUAAGCCGAAGAAUGACAACUGAAGAAGACCAUUAGCUCAAUAUUUGUUAUAUUAUAUAGAAGAAGAAGAAUCUGUAAGCUAACUUUGAAGCUAAAGCCAGGAGGAUGUUAGCAUAGCCUGCAUGGGCUGAAAGCAGAGGGAUUUAACAGCACCUGUAAAACUUAUAGUUUCAUGUUUUACAACUGUUACCUAUACAUUAAAAGUGGAAAAUCAACAAAUACUUUUUUGGGAGGUUGUGUGCCGGAGUUUUAGCUAUGUAUCUUAGCUUUAUAGUUAGUUUAAGCUAACUUUUAAGCUGUUUAGCUCUUAGCUCUGCGUGCGAGUUUGCUGUUUGAGUUCAUUCACACCACUCUUCUGUUGUUCUCAGCUGAAAUAGAAACCUAUUUGGGAGGGAAAAGCUUCAAAAAAAUCUACUGAACACUAUUUUCCAAGCACCUACAGUGAGCAGGUACAUUUAUCAACUAGCAUUUGGAGCAUUUAACAGCUUUAGAGACUUAUUUUCCUCAAAAGUAGGAAGAAACAUAAAAAAACUAAGAGAAAGGGAAUAUUUCUGACUUAUAUUCAUUCAGUAGCCGUAAACACAACUCAAUAUGAAUAAUAUCACUAUAUAAGCUAAUGUUUGCUGAUAUUUUUCACAUUAAAAAGAGCUGACGGUCAGUCACAUGGACUGUCUAUGGCAGCCCUAUUCAAUUAGUGGCCCGCGGGCCACAUGCGGCCCGAAAGCAACCCUCGAGUGGCCCGAAAGUAACUGUAAUGUAAAAUUUAAAG
Molecule: messenger RNA, 6023 nt
Organism: Notolabrus celidotus (New Zealand spotty)
Lineage: Eukaryota; Metazoa; Chordata; Actinopteri; Labriformes; Labridae
Gene: kcnt1
Product: potassium channel, subfamily T, member 1
Exons: 32
Coding region: 350-4165 (1271 amino acids)
Biological process (GO): potassium ion transport
Cellular component (GO): membrane
Molecular function (GO): intracellular sodium-activated potassium channel activity
Source: RefSeq, a predicted model, not a curated record